GUUUUGCCUUUUUUUGAGGUUGCGCUGAGUGUUCUAUGUUUGUAUACUUUGUAUCUCCCACACUCUCCUGGCAGCUGUGAUGCAUCCAUGCUCUGCUAAACCCCUGUCCUCUUCCUCUGGCUCUUCCUGAAGAAUUGGAUCUGCCUUACACUGCAUGCUGGAUGCUGGGGGCAGCAUGUCCUGGAGAACAGGAUGCACUGGCUCCCACAGUUAAAGCUCUGAGGUCUGCAGAGGGCAGAGAAGAAGGAGGGUGAGCCCCAUCACUGAGAUCCCAAACACAGAGCUUCCUCCUGGUUGGGGGGUUUGAAUGUGCAGCUAACGGGAGCAGGAGGAAGCACAAAGGGUUAAAGGCAGUAGGGGGAAUCAGCAAGAUUGGGAUUUACAGCAUGGAGGAGAAUGACCAGAAUCCAAGGGAAUUGGAUCAACAGCAGGAGUCGGCUGAGGAACCCAAUAGGGGGGUCCAGCCCCUGCUCCAGGCUCCUGGGAACCACCAGCCCCAUCACAGGGUGACAAACUUCUUCAUUGACAACAUCUUGCGGCCAGAAUUCGGCAGGAGGAAAGAGGGGACCAGCCAGCAAGAUGAGGUCUUCCCAGCCAGGGACAGUGGGGGGACCCGCUCUGGGGCAGAGCCUGGACAGCACAGGGCUGUGGCCCUUGAGGGAGAAGGGGUCCCCAAGACCAUCACUGCCACUGGAGACAAUAAAUGCGAAGGGGGCAUGGAGGGGUCUCUGAAAUCCAGAGGACUUAAUGGAGACCACUCCAUGAGCUCUGACUCUGAUAGCUCCCAAGCCAGCUCCACCAACCACCAACAACCCAUGUUGUGGCCAGCUUGGGUCUACUGCACCAGGUAUUCAGACAGACCUUCAUCAGGUAAGCCCUCAGCAACACGGAGCCAGUCCUCCUCAGUUUAGGGGUAGUGAGGACCACAUGUCCCACCAUCCUGUAGAUAAACUGGUCAAUGGGUUUAUAAAGGUGGAUAGUGGGACUUUCUAUACUUCAUAGAAUUCUUCAAACCACAUACACAUGUAUUUAAAUAUAUAUGUAAUAAUUUUAUAUGUGUGUUUGUGUGUAUUAUUUUGUAUUUUAUUUUAUUAUUAAUAUUAGAUAUAUAUAUAUUAUAUAUUAGAUAUCUAUUUAUAUAUUAAGUAGUCCUGUUAAAAUGUUAAAAACGGAGCUAUACACAAUUAUCAGGGAAGGAUCCGUUUCCAAAUUGGAGAUCAUACUGUGUGUGAUGCAGACUGCCACAUUCUGUCUGAGUGGAAAAAUAAUACGCAAAGACAACAAUUUCGGUUUAUUUUCAGCCACACGCUUCAAUUUAGUAACACAGGCAGCGGCAACAAUGUAUCCUAUUUGCAAUUACACGUAUCAGAGAUUUUGCAUUUUAAAUUAAUCAAAUUUGGGGCUCAAAAGCUUCGCCCAAAGCAAUCUCUAUAUACACAGCACAACCAACUAAUUUUAUUAUAAAGAACACUUUAUUUACACGAUUUUCUGCUAAAAAUGCAUGAAAUAAUAAUAAAAGUAUGCCUCUUAAUAUUCAAAUAUAUAUACACACACACACAAAAUACACACACACAGUUUUCUUUCACAAACUCAAACAUUCAAAAGCGAGUUGUUGUUUUCUUUUUGUUUUGUUUUUUAAAUUUAAAAUGAGCCAUUGUUACUCAAGUCUGUUAAUAAUUAAUUAAAAAUGCCGAUGGUAGAGGCCAGUUUGAAUUUUAUUUUUUUUUAAAUAUACUUUAAGCUAUCAAUUCCAUUUUUGAAAUGGUAAUAUCUUACCAACGAAAGUCAUUAAGUAAUUUUGCAUUUGACUAGAGAUUUAUUAUAUUCCUAUUAAUUUUUAAAAAAAAACAUCAGUAUUUAAAAUAAAUUUCAUCAAACGAGGGCAGUUAUUCAAUUAAUUAAUUUUCCUUUAAUUGCAUUUUUCAUUGACUGAGAUAAUGAAACCGACGUACAUUUUAAUCUGUAAUUUUAAUUCAAGGCCAUAAUAAUAUUUUAAGAAAAUUUACCACGAACAGAUACAAUUAACGGUGGUGGUAAAUCGUUUAGAAAUACCAUCUUAAACGCGCGUGUAGUCCUAAAAUUAUUACAAUUAUUUAUUAUUUUUUUGUCCAAAUUUAUUUGAAAAUCGUUUUAACCGGCUACACAUAACCUAUAUUUAAAGUGAAUUAUAAAUGUUAAUUCUAAGGGUUUGUAGUAUAGUUAUCCCCCCAUAUCCCUUUAAAAUGGAAUGAUCUAAUAUUAGAAUUAUUUAUUGCUUUUGGGAUUUUUCUGUAUAUAUUAUGUGUAUUUGUGACUUCAAAGACACUUGUGAAUUUUUGCAUGAUUCUUGCAAUAUAUUCUUUGCAAAGUCACCCACAUAGGCUCUCCUAACAAAAAACAAACAAAAAAAAAACCCAUAAUUCUAUAACAUUAGAUCCCUUAAAAUAGAAUUUUAUUGUGUGCAUUUUUUUUCAGGAUUUUUGUUUUCAGAACCUUUUCUGGAUUUUUAAAUUUUAUUUUAUUAUCAUUACUAAUAUUAUUUUUAUUGGUUUUAUUCUGAGCAGAAUGAUGCAAUGAUCAAUUCACAGUCCCACAAUAUAUUUGGAGUGGAGACCACUCUAUCAGCCCUCCAUCAUUCCCCCUGUGGAAUUUUGAGGGGUGCUGUUGCUAUAUAUUAUAGGGGUGUGGGUAUCUCAGUGAGGAGGAGAAUGGGAGCCCACGUGCCUACGUUUAGAUAUGAGUUGAUGGUUGCUUGUAGUAAAAACACGUGUGUGGAAGUGCUUAAAAAUAUUUCACAGAGGGAGCGUGGAGUGAGGGGGGCUCAGAGGCUGGAGAUACAGGCCGAGUAUGAUAAUGUGAGAUUAGACAUGUCUCUAUACAAAGGGCUUAACAUAUGCAGAAGAUGAAAAUCUAUGGAGACUGAUGUGCAGAGGGAAAAUGGAGAGAAGGAGAGAUAGGAGGAGAGAGAUACUGAGAAAGAGAGAGAAUGGAGAAUGUUCAGUGGAAGUGAUACAAAUUAACAAAUAGAAGAAUGUGGAGAAUAAAAAAAAAGGGGAGUUGGAGACAAAAGGGAUAAAAGUACAGAUUGAGAUACAUUUCUGGAGAGACAGGGAAUGUUCUUGGGGAGAGAGAUAAAAGGACAGAAAGAGAUAAAUAUUUGGAUAAAGAGAUAUGAUGAGAUACUGUAGGGAAGAGGUGAGAGAGAGACCUGGAAGAGGAAAGAAAAAAUGACAGAUGGAGAGAAAGAGAGAGAGCGAGUUAGAGAGAGAGAGAGAGGACAGAGGGGGUGAUGGGGAGAAGAGAUUAAAGGACAGUGGGAAGCUAGGAGAGGAAGGAUGGGGGUAUUAGAGAUGGAGGAUUAGAAGAACAUGUGGAAGGGGGGAGAAUACAAUUAGUGGGAUAAAGAGAGAGCUAGCUCUGAUGAAGGAAAGACUAAGAAACAUACAAAGGGUGCUAAAGGUAAAAUAAGGACAGAACCAGGAAGGUACUAUCAGGACAUACAGGAAUAGAGAAACAGGACAGGAGGAAAUAAGGAAAAACGUGGAGGGAGAAUGGGAAAAGAGAAUUGUGAGAAUCCAGACAGAGGGCUAAAUGGGAGAUAGAGAAUAGUGACUGCUAGAUGGGUUAAAGAGACAGCAGGAAAACAAGGAGGUGUAGGGACAGCCAAAACGAGGAUGAGAAUAUAGAGUUGAGAUAACUAGGGCAAAGACAGGAUAUAAAGGGACAAUAAGCGCAGAGAGGAGGAAACAAGGACACAUGGAUAGAGAAUAAAGACUGGCAUCUAUCAGACAGGCAGCAGGGGAUACAGAAACACAAACUGGACAGAGAAAGGGGAGACAGAGACACAAACCGUACAGGGAGAGGGGAGACAGAAACACAAACUGGACAGAGAAAGGGGAGACAGAGACACAAACCGUACAGGGAGAGGGGAGACAGACACACAAACCCGACAGGGAGAGGGGAGACAGAGACACAAACCGGACAGGGAGAGGGGAGACAGACACACAAACCGGACAGUGAAAGGGGAGACAGAGACACAAACCGGACAGAGAGGGGAGACAGAGACACAAACCGGACAGGGAGAGGGGAGACAGAGACACAAACCGGACAGAGAAAGGGGAGACAGAGACACAAACCAGACAGGGAGAGGGGAGACAGAGACACAAACCGGACAGAAAAAGGGGGCAGGGCACAAAACACCAGAGACACGAGGAGGCAGGCCACACAAACCGGACUGAGUAAGGAGACAGAGCACGGCCCGCACAGGGAGAGGUGAGACAGAGACACAAACUGGACAGAGAAAGAGACAGAGACACAAACCAGACAGAGAGGGGAGACAGUGACACAAGCCGGACAGAGAAAGGGGAGACAGAGACACAAACCAGACAUGGAGAGGGGAGACAGUGACACAAACUGGACAGAGAAAGGGAAGACAGAGACACAAACUGGACAGAGAAAGGGGAGACAGAGACACAAACCAGACAGGGAGGGGGGAGACAGUGACACAAACCGGACAGAAAAAGGGGAGACAGAGACACAAACCAGACAGGGAGAGGGGAGACAGUGACACAAACCGGACAGAGAGAGGAGAGACAGAGACACAAACCAGACAGGAAGAGGGGAGACAGUGACACAAACCAGACAGAGAGAGGACAGAGAGAGGAGAGACAGAGACACAAACCAGACAGGAAGAGGGGAGACAGUGACACAAACCGGACAGAGAGAGGAGAGACAGAGACACAAACCGGACAGGGAGAGGGGAGACAGAGACACAAACCUGACAGGAAUAGACAGAGAGGAACUAAAAAGUCAGAGGGGAGCCAGAGACAAACUGGACAGAGAAAGAAUAGACAGACACAAACUGGACAGAGACAUAAACUGGACAGAGACAGGGGAGACAGAAACACAAACUGGACAGAGACGCAAACUGGACAGAGACAGGGGAGACAGAAACACAAACUGGACAGGAAAGGGGAGACAGAGACACAAACUAGACAGAGAAAGGAUAGAGAGACACAAACUGGACAGAGACAGGCUGUAAAAGAAGAAUCUGGGGAUAAAAUGACAGAUUGAGGAGAGGGGGCAGUUGGGAGAUUAUGGCCGGGGACAGAUUCGGGAAAAUAAGAACAAUAUACAGAUUUAGGUUCUAGGAGGAUAGGUCGGUUUAUUGGGAAAAUCAUAUAGCAGGGUAACGUUUGGGAGAAUAUUAAUGAUACAGGAAUAAUUUGUGGAAUAAAAUGAUAAAUUAAAGUGGCAAUAAAUGUGAUAAUAACGAUAUGAAAUAGACUGGGAGAGAAUAAAGGGAUACAUAAUAAUUAUAUGAUUGGGGUAAAUACAGGAAAUUUAUUUAGGAAACACUGGGACAUAGUGACAGAAUGAGGGCAGGGGGCAGAGUGGAAGAAUAAGGACAGGGGGCAGAGAGGGGGAAUAAAGGCAGGGGGAAGAGUGAAAAAAUAAGGGCAGAGGCAGAGUGGGUGAAUAAGGAGGGCAGAGUGGGAGAAUAAGGAGGGCAGAGUGGGAGAAUAAGGGCAGGGGGCAGAGUGGGUGAAUAAGGAGGGCAGAGUGGGAGGAGGGCAGAGUGGGGAACAAGGAGGGCAGAGGGGAGAAUAAGGACAGGGGCAGAGUGGGAGAAUAAGGGCAGGGGGCAGAGUGGGUGUUAAAGGAGGGCAGAGUGGGUGAAUAAGGGCAGGGGGCAGAGUGGUGAAUAAGGAGGGCAGAGUGGGAGAAUGAGGGCAGGGGGCAGAGUGGGUGAAUAAGGAGGGCAGAGUGGGAGAAUAAGGACAGGGGGCAGAGUGGGAGAAUAAGGGCAGGGGGCAGAGUGGGUGAAUAAGGAGGGCAGAGUGGGAGAAUAAGGGUAGGGGGCAGAGUGGGAGAAAAAGGGCAGGGGCAGAGUGGGUGAAUAAGGAGGGCAGAGUGGGAGAAUAAGGGCAGGGGCAGAGUGGGAAAAUAAGGGCAGGGGCAGAAUUAGAGGAUGGGAGCAGGAGUGUAAUAAGGAUGGGGAGGAGGGUUGUCAGAAAAUAUACAGGCUAACAUUGGGAGAUAAGGACAGGAUCAUAGAAGGAUAAAUUAGGGGAAUAAGGAGAUAGUGUUAGUAUAAGGGAAACACAUUGUGAGAAUAGGAACAGCAAGGGGAUUGGGGUAUUAUCAGUGAGGGAUAGAUUCUGAGUAUAAAGACAUGGAAAUAGAUUGGGACCUGUGUCUUAAACAUUGAUCAGAGUCCAAGGCAAUCGAUAGAUGGCAGCUUCCCUGGUCCUCCACACAAUACCAGACCUGCUAUGUUCCUCUCAAAUCAAAGAUUAGAGAAACUCCAGACAAUAGAUGGACCAGGUCCAAUCUAUAUUCCUCACUCACACACUAUACGGAUGGGGUGGGUUGGGGGGGAUUGGGGAGGGUGAAUGCCCCACGUUUGAUUGCAACCUGCUGAAAGCCCUUAGUUGCAUUUUAUAUCAUGUUUCAUUAUUAAAUAGGCAGCACGGUGGGCAACGUGAAGCCAGUAAUUAGCUGGGGUGAAUGACUAAUAUAUGUGUGCUGUUAAUAUUUCACGUGAAGUGGGGGUGAAGGAAGAGAUGAAGGGGAGGAGGAAACAUUGUAUAACACGCAAUACCCCACCCUGCACAUCCACACACCACCAGCACCACCUCUGUGCCCUGAGCCCCAUAUUCCCAGCUCUGACUAUGCAGUGAUCCAUGCUAAAUAUAUUCAUUUCAUCAGAACACAUUACACAGUGCUUACAUUAUUAUUAAUAUUAGUAUUACUACUACGUACUCAUAUGGAGGUAAUACUAUGUUACAUUAUGGAAGCAGGACUACAGUAAUACUAUGUUACACUAUGGAGGUGGUAUUAUAUUUAUACUAUGUUACACUGUGGAGGUAGUAUUAUAGUUAUACUAUGUUACACUAUGGAGGUGGUAUUAUAUUUAUACUAUGUUACACUGGGGAGUUAGUAUUAUAUUUAUACUAUGUUACACUAUGGAGGUGGUAUUAUAGUUAUACUAUGUUACACUGUGGAGUUAGUAUUAUAUUUAUACUAUGUUACACUAUGGAGGUGGUAUUAUAUUUAUACUAUGUUACACUGUGGAGUUAGUAUUAUAUUUAUACUAUGUUACACUGUGGAGGUAGUAUUAUAUUUAUACUAUGUUACACUGUGGAGGUAGUAUUAUAUUUAUACUAUGUUACACAAUGGAGGUGGUAUUAUAUUUAUACUAUGUUACACUAUGGAGGUAGUAUUAUAGUUAUACUAUGUUACACUGUGGAGGUAGUAGUAUAUUUAUACUAUGUUACACUGUGGAGGUAGUAUUAUAUUUAUACUAUGUUACACUAUGGAGGUAGUAUUAUAGUUAUACUAUGUUACACUGUGGAGGUAGUAGUAUAUUUAUACUAUGUUACACUGUGGAGGUAGUAUUAUAUUUAUACUAUGUUACACUAUGGAGGUAGUAUUAUAGUUAUACUAUGUUACACUGUGGAGGUAGUAGUAUAUUUAUACUAUGUUACACUAUGGAGGUAGUAUUAUAUUUAUACUAUGUUACACUAUGGAGGUAGUAUUAUAUUUAUACUAUGUUACACUAUGGAGGUAGCAUUAUAUUUAUACUAUGUUACACUAUGGAGGUAGUAUUAUAUUUAUACUAUGUUACACUAUGGAGGUAGUAUUAUAUUUAUACUAUGUUGCACUGUGGAUGUAGUAUUAUAUUUAUACUUUGUUAAACUAUGGAGGUAGUAUUAUAUUUAUACUAUGUUACACUAUGGAGGUAGUAUUAUAGUUAUACUAUGUUACACUGUGGAGGUAGUAUUAUAUUUAUACUAUGUUACACUGUGGAGGUAGUAUUAUAUUUAUACUAUGUUACACUAUGGAGGUAGUAUUAUAGUUAUACUAUGUUACACUGUGGAGGUAGUAGUAUAUUUAUACUAUGUUACACUAUGGAGGUAGUAUUAUAUUUAUACUAUGUUACACUAUGGAGGUAGUAUUAUAUUUAUACUAUGUUACACUAUGGAGGUAGCAUUAUAUUUAUACUAUGUUACACUAUGGAGGUAGUAUUAUAUUUAUACUAUGUUACACUAUGGAGGUAGUAUUAUAUUUAUACUAUGUUGCACUGUGGAUGUAGUAUUAUAUUUAUACUUUGUUAAACUAUGGAGGUAGUAUUAUAUUUAUACUAUGUUACACUAUGGAGGUAGUAUUAUAUUUAUACUAUGUUACACUAUGGAGGUAGUAUAUUUAUACUAUGUUACACUAUGGAGCUAAUUCUACAUUUAUACUAUGUUACACUAUGGAGCUAAUUCUACAUUUAUACUAUGUUACACUAUGGAGCUAAUUCUACAUUUAUACUAUGUUACACUAUGGAGCUAAUUCUACAUUUAUACUAUGUUACACUAUGGAGCUAAUUCUACAUUUAUACUAUGUUACACUAUGGAGCUAAUUCUACAUUUAUACUAUGUUACACUAUGGAGCUAAUUCUACAUUUAUACUAUGUUACACUAUGGAGCUAAUUCUACAUUUAUACUAUGUUACACUAUGGAGCUAAUUCUACAUUUAUACUAUGUUACACUAUGGAGCUAAUUCUACAUUUAUACUAUGUUACACUAUGGAGCUAAUUCUACAUUUAUACUAUGUUACACUAUGGAGCUAAUUCUACAUUUAUACCAUGUUACACAAUGUCCAGCUACCUUAGCUGUGUGAUUGCCAGAUAAUGGCUGCUUUAGGCCUGUUGCAGCAAGCCAGGCCUUGCUAGAAUCCCUGACACGUUAAGGGUUAAUGGGUUAUGCCUAGGUGUUAUAAAACAUAAAACAACAAUGCGUCAAAAUUUAGUUUAGCCUAUUUUUCAAAUCAUUUGCAGAUAAUGUGUCCAUUUAAAACAUGUUUCCUUUUCUUAAUUUCUGUAAUUUUAUUGUGUGUGUGUGUAUGUGUGUGUGUGUGUGUGUGUGUCUGUAUGUGUGUGUGUGUGUGUGUGUGUGUGUGUGUAGGUAGGUGGGUGGAGGUGACCCACGUUUGACAUAUAUAUAUAAAGUAAAAAAGUACGAAUAAGAUCUAUGAAAAAAAAGUGUUGUUACAAUGUCUAGAUACAUAUAGUUUGUUAAAAGGCCAUUAAUAAAGUUAUUAGUGUAAUUAAUAGAUAAUAUUCACCUUGAUUCUGUAUAUAUUUUCUGCGUUAUUUGGGGAUAUUUUGGCUAUCUAUAGAUCUGCCACAGUGAGUAAACAGUUAAACCCCAUCUUCAGUUAGAAAUACACAGACUUAUUCACUAUAGUGAGAAUUCAUCGUGUAUUCCAUGUGAACAUUCUCUAAAUCACUUAUACUUUGCUUGGAUACUUUGGCCUAACUUUGAAAUUCACUUUGAAUUCUCAGUUUGUUUAGUGAAUUAACAUGUCAGGGUUUGUGGUAGAAAUAUUCUAUUAAAAACAGAUAAACAGAGAAAAAUAGAAACACAAACAAUGCAUUUGAUAUUUGUAUUAGGAUGUAAAUGGCACAUUAACCAGUUACUCGUGGUGUGUUGAUGCUAGUGGUAAUUAAACAGUUAAAAUGACGUGUUCCAUUUGCUAUGAUGGCUUGAUCAGUUAACUAUAAAGGUUAUAGUGGUCAAUAAUCAGUUAAACGUGUUAGAUUUAAUAAAAACUUAUUAUUUGAGUAUAAAUAUUUAUCAUCUCUCGGUUAAAAAUAACUCCUCUGAUGUUAUUAAUUAAUUGUAUUAUUAAAUACAAUAUAUAGAAUCUUGUUAAAUGUAAUAUAUUGGUAAAAUGUAAAGUGUACGAUUUGCUAGAUGCAUAGGUAGAGAUUAUUCAUUUGGCACGUUAACGGUUAAACAUGAAGUUUUAGGGGGAAAGUAUUAUUUGUCAAGUAAAUAUAAAGGAUGGGGGCUGCCCAUUAAUCAAUUAAAUUUUUAAUGUUAUUUUUGAUGGGUUUGUCAGUUAAAAUUGAAGGAUCCAAGUGCUACUUUAAUGACAUAAGGAGGAUUCAAACAUAACUUAUAAUUUAAAUAUAAAGGAUUCGGUUGGAAUGUUAAUCAGAGGGCUCUGAAGUGGUUGUUGCUUUUUUGCUUGUUUUGUUUUAAGUGAUACAUGUAUCAAAGUAUUAUAAAAUAUUGAGUACUGGGACUUUAUCAGUGGGUUUUAUCCUCUAAUCGUUUUCUUUAGGUCCAAGAUCUCGUAAGCCAAAGAAGAAAGCCACAGUAACGAAGGAGGAUAAGAGGCCCAGAACUGCAUUCACCGCUGAACAGUUACAAAGGUUAAAGGCAGAAUUUCAAACUAACAGGUACCUGACAGAGCAAAGGAGACAGAGUUUGGCCCAGGAACUGAGUCUCAACGAAUCUCAGAUUAAAAUUUGGUUUCAGAACAAACGAGCAAAAAUUAAGAAAGCUACAGGAAGCAAAAACUCCCUGGCAUUGCAUCUAAUGGCACAAGGACUUUACAACCACUCGACCACUUCAAAAGACAGCAAAUCAGACAGUGAAUGAAAG
This is a messenger RNA of Pelobates cultripes (western spadefoot toad), 10421 nucleotides long. The record is from the annotation of a GenBank genome assembly. Lineage: Eukaryota; Metazoa; Chordata; Amphibia; Anura; Pelobatidae.